AUGCCGCCGACUGCCGCCAAGCCACACUCUCGCUGGGUGCUCUCGAAGCGCGACGAGGCGCGGCUGCUGUCUCAGGAUCAGCCCUUGACAGCCGACUCACUCGUGGCCUUCUAUCAGCAGCGCGACCCGUCAAAGGCAACCCAAGCGCACGCCGAGAAGGUGCUGGCUGCACUGCCUCAGCGGGACUUGAUCAAGGCCCUCAUGAACAAGUACGGCGCCGUGCCUCGCGCUGGGUCGCAGCCCUCGCGAGCUACCUGCUGGUCGUGCCUGGCGAGGGCGAGGCAAGAGCCUAAGCCACCACCGCUGCGGAUCGGAGAGUGCAAGGGCUCGACCCCGUCCAUCGUGGCCGUCGACUGCGCCGACGAGGACGAGGCAAACUCGAGGCUGCCGGCGUCCGCGUCACCUGGGGCUUCGCCGCCGGAGCCCGCCGUCGGUGUCGCUCCCUCAAAGACGCCGACUGUGACUGCCGCCGCGGUCAACGACGGAGGCGACAUGGCGGCCGUACUGCCUCUGACGCAGACCUCCUCGCGCCGCGCGCCGUACGUGCCUCCGGCGCCGCUCAUGGAGCGGCGGCGAAAGGCGUGGGCCAAGGCGCGAGUCGACGUGGUGCUCGACGAGCGAGGGAGCGACUCGGCGUGGCAUGAGGUCCUCGUUCGGUGGGUGGGGCAGCCUGCAGGCGGGAAGCCCGUCUGGGAGCUCCUCCAGACCGUCCGCGGAGCGGCGGGCUUUGCAGAGGCUCUCGAAGAGCAUCGGGCGAGGCACGCUGACGGCACGGUGGCGCCGCCGCCGCCGACGACGACGACGACGACGACGCCGACGCCAACGCCGCCGCCGACGACGCACGUCGCGGUGGCACAAGAGGUCGUCAAAGACGAGAUCGCCCGUCCGGCAGCGGCUGGCGCCCCGACGCCGCAACGGGGCGAGGAGGCCGAGAGCGAGCCGGCCGCGCAGGGCCGCCGGCGCGCACGCACCGCGCCGUCGAGGCUGACGCUCGAGGUUGGCGCGGAGACGAACCUGGCGCAGCUCAGCCGGCGGCUGCGGCCGGUGUCGCGCGCAGCGGCGGUGAGGGCCGUGGUGUGUCAGGUGGUGGCAGAGGCGCCGUCGUCGGCGAUGCUGGCGGCGGCGGCGCCGGCGGACGAGGCGGACGAGCGGCCGCUGGCCGGCGUGGACUUGCUCAAGGCCACCCGGCUGAGGCUCAGGCGUGGCGCCGCGGCAGAGGCCGUGGAUUUGAGCGUGUAG
Emiliania huxleyi CCMP1516 is the source of this 1239-nucleotide messenger RNA. RefSeq lists its product as hypothetical. Lineage: Eukaryota; Haptophyta; Isochrysidales; Noelaerhabdaceae. The record is from RefSeq and is a predicted model, not a curated record. Bases 1 to 1239 code for a protein of 412 amino acids. The transcript has a single exon.